Molecule: messenger RNA, 3422 nt
Organism: Sceloporus undulatus (fence lizard)
Lineage: Eukaryota; Metazoa; Chordata; Lepidosauria; Squamata; Phrynosomatidae
Gene: EPHX1
Product: epoxide hydrolase 1
Exons: 11
Coding region: 536-1924 (462 amino acids)
Biological process (GO): epoxide metabolic process
Molecular function (GO): epoxide hydrolase activity
Source: RefSeq, a predicted model, not a curated record
UCCUUUGGAUCUUUCUGGGAAUUGCUAGGCUGUGGUCAGAAAUCGAGUGAAAGAAAGAGCUUCAAAGAGAAUGUUCAUUCUGUUGGGAUAAUCUCAUGCCUUUCUGUAUUGUGUGUAGAUUACGUUAUGAGACUGCACAGUUGCUUUUGUUGGAAGUCUGCACUGUUGCACCAUUAUUCGGGAAUUUGAUAAAAGUAUGAUUUGCUGUGUUUCUUUUUUUUAUCACGGCAGAGUCAUGAGCAAGGACUGGAAUUCCAGGGAUCUUCUGAAGGUUCAAGACUAUGAAAACUCAUGCUACCAGAUUCUGCUACCAAUGAGACCAUGUGCAUAUCAGACAGCCAUUGAUAAUAAUGGGAUCUGAGGUCCCACAUUUUUUUGGAAUCUGCAGGGAGGUCUGGAACAGAAGCACCCCAAAUACAGAGGGCUGACUGUACUAACUGCUUCAUGGUCUUAGCCUGGAGAAGAGAAGGGACUAGGGCCUGGAGCAAUGGAUACAAAGCAGAAAAGAAGUUCCACCUGACUUUUUAAAGUCAUUAUGUUGCUUGAAAUACUGUUCGCUGCAGUCUUAGGGGCCAUUAUUUAUGUGUUUCUGAUUAAGAAGAAGGAGGACAUUAUAGUUGAGAUGGGAGAUGGAUGGUGGAACAAAGGUCUGAAGCCUGAUUUUGAAGAAGAUGCAACUAUAUAUCCUUUCAGAGUGGAAACUUCAGAAGCUGAAAUCAACUACUUACACAGAAGACUUGAAGAAGCUAGAUACACGGAGUCCUUAGAGGAUUGCGGUUUUCAUUAUGGGUUUAAUGUGACUUAUCUCAAGAAGGUUGUCUCUUAUUGGAGAAAUCAGUUCAAUUGGAAAAAGCAAGUGGAAGUACUUAACAAAUUCCCACAAUUCAAAACGAAGAUAGAAGGACUUGAUGUCCAUUUUCUUCAUGUGAAACCUUCACGCUUGCUUGAAGGGCAGACUGCAAAGCCACUGAUGUUGGUUCAUGGUUGGCCUGGAUCAGUAUAUGAGUUUUACAAAAUCAUCCCUCUCUUGACAGACCCUAUGAGCCAUGGCUUGAAUGGCAAUCAUAUUUUUGAAAUAAUUUGCCCUUCUAUCCCUGGUUAUGGCUUUUCAGAGGCACCUCACAAAAAAGGCUUUAAUUCUGUGUGUGCUGCCCAUAUUUUCCAUAAGUUGAUGCUCAGGCUUGGUUUCUGUGAAUUCUAUGUUCAAGGAGGGGACUGGGGCUCUGCUAUAUGUACCAGUUUGGCUCAGAUGGCACCAAGCCAUGUGAAAGGCCUUCACACAAACAUGGCAUUUGUGACUUUUAUCGGAUUUAAGGAACUUCUGUCCAUUCUGCUGGCACCAUACUUCCCAGGACUGUUUGGUUUCCAAGCUGAGGAUAUCCAAGGGAUGUUUCCUUUAAAGACAAAAAUAUUUGAAAGACUUCUGAUGGAGAGUGGUUAUUUUCACCAACAAGCUACAAAGCCUGACACUUCUGGCUGUGCCUUGAAUGACUCUCCUGUAGGACUAGCUGCUUACAUCCUGGAAAAGUUUGCUGCAUGGACUGAUAUCAGCGCUCAGCAUCUAGAGGAUGGAGGACUAGAGAAGAAGUUUACUCUGGAUGACCUUCUCACAAACGUCAUGAUCUACUGGGUUUCUGGAUGUAUAGUUCCUUCAAUGCGCUUUUACAAAGAGAAUGUAAGCCUGCUCUUCGGCAGAAAAAGCCAUGCAAAGUUGCCCAAACAAGUUCCUGCAGGAAUUGCUGUGUUUCCACAUGAAAUUGCAUAUGUUCCUCGGCCGUGGAUUCAAAGGAAGUAUGUCAAUAUCAUUUCAUUUAACUACAUGCCCAGAGGUGGUCAUUUUGCAGCUUUUGAGGAACCAGAGCUCCUUGCUGCAGAUAUUCAGCAGUUCGUGGAGAAGGUAGAAAAGGGCAACACUGCCAAAUGAAAAAAUAACUGUUUUAAGUUGUAGACUGUGAAAAUCCUCACUGUAGGAAGAUUCAAAGAAGACUAUAUCUCCCCACCACCACCACCACCACCACCACCUGCACAUUAUUGUUGAGAUUAGCAAAGAGAAAAAUCUUUUGCAGUUAGAGUAAUUAGCACUAUAUCUAUAGAGUAAUAUUUUUAUAGCUCUCUCUCUUAUCCUGCAUGGUCAAAUGAAAAUUAAAGCAACCUUUUCAAGCUGACUUCAUGAUGAACAAAUAUAGCACAGUAGCUAAGAGACUAAAUUGAAGAAGUCUUUAUUAUUUCUCUAGCCCUAUUAAGAUAGCACUUUACAAAAAGGGUGCAGGGACUGUGGCCCUCCAAAUAUUAUUAUUUGGAUUCCCUCUCCCAUCAGCCCCAAUCACCAAGGCCAGUGGUCAGUGAUGAUGGGAACUGGAAUUCAACAAUAUCCAGAGGACCACAUGUUGUCCUCCUGUGUUAUAAAAAAUGAGAAGACAAGUCUCUGCCACCAAGGAGAUUAUAACAUAGACACAAGAGAGGGUAAACAAAAUCUUCAUCCUUGAACUCAGCAGGUAGCCCUAAAGCAAACUGCUCUCUCAGCCCCCACUAACAAACUAGUACUUGGAGAAUACUCAUUUAUGCAACAUGUGCAUGCAAUAUGAUUCCUAAGCUCAUGAGCAUGAAUGUUCAAAAUGCUUUCUAUAUCAGGACAUGAAACCAAUCACCUGAUAAUCCUGCCAUUUGCUUAGCCACAGACUCUCAGCCAUGUGAAGUUGCUUCUAAGUGCUUAUUACUGUCUGCAAUCUUGCAUGGCUCGGUCUAGUGUAGUAGUUUUGCACACAGACCUAUGGUAGGCUGAGCCAUAUACCCUACAACUUACUGAGGCCAUUGCAUGUCUCAUGGGAGUAGGUAAGAUUGCAAAAGGUAUCUAGCCAUCUGUGAAAUGAAUACAGCAGUACUGACACCUCCGGAGAACCCCAGAGGAUCUCGGCACCAAUGUCACCAUUUUGCUUCUGAUUAUGGAGAUGUAACCAGACACUUAUCUGAUCCUGCCUGCUCCCCAUGAGGCACAGAGUGGCCAAGCUAGUUGGGGUUUCUGGAAGCUGAAGUCCAAAACACUUGGAAGAAAUAAAGUUUGGGAAUCUCUGCUCUGCAGUAUUACUGUUCCCAAUGGCCCCACAACCAUCUGGAGUAGAUGGGAGGGCACCGGGGAGCACAAAAGGAGACAGACUAAUAUCACCACUGCCUCCCUCUAUUCUGCUAGCAGGAUUCUUCAGAUAAAUUCAAAAUCACCUAGAGACAGAAGGAGCAUUUUCGCAUUUUGGUGGUACAUUCUGAAUCCAGCCCACAUUCAGGAGAGUUAGGAUUGCACUGUAAAUGAAAAACAAAUUGAGAAGCAUUUUCUCUUAAAACUGUUAUGAGAGUGAACUUUCUGCUUAAUAAUCUGUAAACUACAGCAUGCAACUACCAGGUGAAAAAUUAAAAAUGUGUAUAACUUC